AUGACGGUGAGCCCGAGACGUUGGCUCACGUACGGCCAGCUUGGGAUCAGCGUCUCGUACGAUCCUGUCGUCGGGAAUCAACAAACCCACAAGUGUUUUUGGCUAAAAGUCACCGAAGUUUACAACGCACGAAGGCCGAAGAAUACCGUUGCCCGCAACGUGAAGAUGCUCCGCAGUCAUUGGGACCGAUGCGACAGAGAUGUCAAAAAAUUUUGCGCGAUAUACGGGGGAGAAGAGGCGAAUUAUCAGAGCGGAGCCAAUGGAGCCGACAUUCUGAGAGCGGCGUUGCGGGUCUUCAAAGACGACGUCGGCAAAGAUUUCAAGCUUGUCGAUGUUUGGUCGCAAGUCCACCACCUUGAAAGGUGGGCUGGCGGGAUGUCGAAGUCGGGCUCGAAACGCACGGCGCGUGGGCCACUACUCGUCUAG
Messenger RNA from Salvia hispanica, 426 nucleotides. The record is from RefSeq and is a predicted model, not a curated record. NCBI's taxonomy places the organism in Eukaryota, Viridiplantae, Streptophyta, Magnoliopsida, Lamiales, Lamiaceae.